Nematostella vectensis (starlet sea anemone) is the source of this 4833-nucleotide messenger RNA. RefSeq lists its product as uncharacterized. The transcript has 17 exons. Lineage: Eukaryota; Metazoa; Cnidaria; Anthozoa; Actiniaria; Edwardsiidae. The record is from RefSeq and is a predicted model, not a curated record. The coding region runs from base 300 to 4511 and encodes 1403 amino acids.
GCAACAUCGAAAAAUUACAUUAACUGUACGGGCCUUUAAACCAAUAGUUUAUUUAAAGAUACAAAAGUAAACAAAAUCGUUGAGCGCAACUGGCUUAAGAUAGAUCCGAAAAAGAGAAAAUCCUUCGCUCUGACGCUAACAGGUACCUGAAUUGCAGUAAACAAAACAGCAAAUUAGCAUUCCGCUUGAGGGAAGCUGGAAUAUUUAAUGAAAUACCGGUAUCUGUCGCUUGCUUGUCGCUUGUGUGCAGAAUUUUUGGGAGAGCAGGCAGUUAAUGAGUGCGAGGUUUUGACAUAGCCAUGGGGACUUCAAAUCUGCUUGUGCUGUUGUUGAUGAUUGCACCUCAUUCACAGGGUCUUUCGCUCGCAUCAGGAAGUGUCAUCACUAGAGUAAAAAGAGUGGCCGCGGCUAGCAACUCGUCAUUCGCGACAUCUAAAGAGUCCAAGAGAGUAUCACCAUCUCCUGGUAUCGAUGGCACCGGACUACGGUACCCAAUUUGCUACUACAAUCUUGGGGUGAGCAACCGUCAAGUCAUCAAAGAUGAACAGAUGACGGCUUCGUCAUACUAUGGCACCGAUCACUUGCGCCCUUACGAGGGAAGGGUUGGCGGAAAGCAUGCUUGGUGUACAGGAUAUAACGCGACGGGGAGACAGUUUCUCCAGAUUGAUUUGGGCUCCAUCAAGCUCGUCAGUGCCCUUAUCACGCAAGGCUCGAAAGAUAGCGACAGUUGGGUCACGCAAUACCACAUACACUACAGCUUGGACAGGGUCACGUGGUACCAGUAUAAGGAGAACGAUGAGGUCAAGGUUUUCAAGGGCAAUAGUGACGCUACGAGCCCUGUGAUUAGAUUCCUCACGCAUCGACUUGUUGCACGUUACAUACGGUUUCUACCACAGGCGUACCGCGCGCCAGUACCGAUCCGCUGUAUGCGAGUUGAACUGCAAGGAUGUUCCUUCAGUGAUAUUGAUAUCGCUGUUAAUCAGACUGCGACUCAGUCCAGCACGGCCCUAGAAGCGAACGCAUCUCGAGCUGUGGACGGUAAACUUGACAUGGACUUCAGCGAAGACGAGACAUGUUCCCUGACAGCACGGCAGGCAGAUCCAUGGUGGUUACUGGAUCUCGGCUCUCCGACAACGAUAAAAGAAAUAUUUAUCGCAAAUAGACACGACGACAUCGCUGAUAAUCUUAAAGACUUUGAGAUCAGAAUCGGUAAUAGUCGAGAGAAUCAGGGCGCAAGUAACGCGAAAUGCGGCGACAAACACACGGUGAUCCCUGGAGGGUUCAAGACUAUCGUUUGUAACAACACGGGAAGGUAUAUACAUAUCAGUAUCCCUGGAGAUGACAAGACGCUCUCCUUGUGCGAAGUGGUGCCUUACGGAAUGGAUCCUUCUCUAGUGGAUUACAGUCCAGCCGACAUUCUUUAUUACGUAACACUCGUUAAACAAGCCAGGUUCCUCCGACGCAUGCAGAUACUUCAAGCACAACUGAUGCAGUUACGACUUAACGCAUAUAGGGAGUACCUUCGAAAUGUUACAGCCUCUAAAAACAUGACUGAGUCUGGAAACAAUACCAGUAGUAAUAGUACUGGUGGACUUGGAAUUGGAUUAGGAGUAGGACAAGGAGCACUUGGUGGGCUUGCUGGAGGUGGAAUUCCUGGACAAGGAGCACUUGGUGGGCUAGCUGGAGGUGGAAUUCCUGGACAAGGAGCACUUGGUGGGCUUGCUGGAGGAGGAAUUCCUGGACAAGGGGCACUUGGUGGGCUUGCUGGAGGUGGAAUUCCUGGACAAGGAGCACUUGGUGGGCUUGCUGGAGGAGGAAUUACUGGACAAGGGGCACUUGGUGGGCUUGCUGGAGGUGGAAUUCCUGGACAAGGGGCACUUGGUGGGCUUGCUGGAGGUGGAAUUCCUGGACAAGGGGUACUUGGUGGGCUUGCUGGAGGAGGAAUUCCUGGACAAGGAGCAAUUGGUGGGCUUGCUGGAGGUGGAAUUCCUGGACAAGGAGCACUUGGUGGGCUUGCUGGAGGUGGAAUUCCUGGACAAGGAGCACUUGGUGGGCUUGCUGGAGGAGGAAUUCCUGGACAAGGGGCACUUGGUGGGCUUGCUGGAGGUAGAAUUCCUGGACAAGGAGCACUUGGUGGGCUUGCUGGAGGUGGAAUUCCUGGACAAGGAGCACUUGGUGGGCUUGCUGGAGGAGGAAUUCCUGGACAAGGGGCACUUGGUGGGCUUGCUGGAGGUGGAAUUCCUGGACAAGGAGCACUUGGUGGGCUUGCUGGAGGAGGAAUUCCUGGACAAGGGGCACUUGGUGGGCUUGCUGGAGGAGGAAUUCCUGGACAAGGGGCACUUGGUGGGCUUGCUGGAGGUGGAAUUCCUGGACAAGGGGCACUUGGUGGGCUUGCUGGAGGUGGAAUUCCUGCACAAGGGGCACUAGGUGGGCUUGCUGGAGGUGGAAUUCCUGGACAAGGGGCACUUGGUGGGCUUGUUGGAGGUGGAAUUCCUGGACAAGGGGCACUUAGUGGGCUUGCUGGAGGUGGAAUUCCUGGACAAGGGGCACUUGGUGGGCUUGCUGGAGGUGGAAUUCCUGGACAAGGGGCACUUGGUGGGCUUGCUGGAGGUGGAAUUCCUGGACAAGGGGCACUUGGUGGGCUUACUGGAGGUGGAAUUCCUGGACAAGGGGCACUUGGUGGGCUUGCUGGAGGUGGAAUUCCUGGACAAGGGGCACUUGGAGGUUUACAGGGACAGGGUGCUGGUAUGUUAGGCAAGGGUCAAGGUGUACUUGGCGGAUUAAAAGGGCAAGGUCUUGGCGCUUUUGGUCAAGGCCAAGGUAUGCUAGGAGGUCUGCAGGGUCAAGGUCUCGGUGCGCUUGGUCAGGGCAAGGGGAUGCUAGGAGGUUUACAAGGCAAAGGACUAGGCAUGAUGGGUGGAGCCCAAGGUCAAGGUCAACAGCUCUUAGGUCAAGGUCAAGGGAUGGUUUCCGGUCUCCAGGGUCAAGGAAUGGGCGCGGUCAGUGGUCUUCAAGGGCAAGGCAUGGGCAUGUUCAACAACCUUCAAGGUCAAGGUAUGGGCGCAGUGACUAACCUCCAAGGACAGGGCAUGGACCUUGCAGGGGGGUUACAGAGCCAGGGCAUGGGGAUGGUGAAAGGUCUGACUGGAGACAAGGGGGGGAUUACAGGACAGGCAGAUGAUUUGAUGAAAAAGGCCCAGGAUUUCUAUAAAAAGCUCUCGCCUUACAUAGAUAAAGCCAAGAAAUUCUACCACGAGCAGAUCAAGGGAAAGUACUACAAGAUGGCAAUGGCAUAUUUUGAGAAAGGCAAGAAGGUCGCCAUGAAAGCCGUCAAAAUGUUUGAGGAGACUAUCCUGGCCGAGAUGAAGGGGGUUAUAGGUGACAUUGGUGGAGAAUUCGGCUCACUCACAAACUAUGACACCGGCGACAUACACGGGCUGUUGGACAAGGUCAACAGCACCAAGGUCCGCAAACUGGUUGAGAAAAUGCGGCCCCUGAUCGCUAAGUAUAUUGACCUGGCGCAGAAGACUGCGAUGGACGUUUUUGAGAGAGGGAAGAAGGAGUUCAAUAAAAUCAAGGACCAGAUUAUGGAAGAGGUUGAUAAAGCUAAGGACAUGGGCACAGGCCUGAUCGGUGAAGCCGAGUCUAUGGGUAGAGGUGCUGUGAGCCAGGCAGAAUCCAUGGGCAGCAAUUUGCAAAAGACGGGAAUGGGCGCCGUCAAUCAAGCGAAGGGCGCUAGCAUGGGACUCGUCAACCAAGGACGAAACUCACUCAAUCAGGCCCAGCAGCAAGCGAUGGGCCAGUUUAACAAUUUGCGCAACACUGGAAUGGGAGCCAUCAACAACGCCAGACAGCAGGGAAUGGGGGCCGUCAACCAGCUUGGAGGGGCAGGGCAGGGGGCAUUUGGCCAGUUCCAGGGGAUGGCUGGUCAAAUGCAAGGCAUGGGCCGUGGUGCUCUCGGCCAGGGCAUGGGCGCGUUCAAUCAGUUCCAAGGCAUGGGCCAGGGCGCACUGAACCAAGGAAUGGCGCUUGGUGGCAACUUACAGGGCAUGGGUCAAGGGAUGGCAGGAAACCUCCAAGGUGCAGCUGGCGGCGCCUUCGGCCGAGCUCAAGGUCUUGCAGGGGGUCUCCAAGGGAUGGGCCAAGGGGCACUCAGCCAGGGGCGUGGCAUGGCUGGGGGGCUACCCGGAAUGGGUGCUUUGAAUCAAGGACGAGGACUGGCUGGUGGUCUACAAGGGAUGGGUCGAGGAACAUACGGUCAGCUUGGAGGGAUAGGUGGACAGCUUGGAGGGAUGGGUGGUCAAUUAGGAGGAAUGGGUGGUCAGUUUGGAGGAAUGGGUAGUUCAUAUGGUGGGAUGGCCGGCCAGUUCGGUGGAAUGCAAGGACAAGGAAUGACACAGCUUCAAGGACUUCAAAAUCAAGGCCAACAACAGACCGCAGGAGCAACAUCCAAGCAAGGAACAGGAAAACGAAGAAAGCGUCGGCGAAGAAACACGUUCACAUGGAACUGAGAGAUAUAUACUGCAUCAUUAAAUCACUUUAAAAGAUGAACUAAGCCAAAUCCAUCAUAUCUAAGCCCUCACAAGGUCGCUGCUAGUCGUUAAUUAUCCUUUCCACGGCGGGUAGCCAAGGAUGGGCGGAGAAAUCGCGUGCACUCCCACCACGUCUGCUUUGACUCCAUUAAGCAGUAUUUUCAUAUCAUGAAAAUGUACUUUUUGUACAAUAAAUACUACCCUCUCCGCCCAAACACUCAGCAAAACCAACCAUUAGUUGAAAAAUUUGUAGGUAAAAAUGUUAUUAUAUGAGAAAAUAAAGAAGCCGUUAUCAGCGCUA